GCCCCUUUACUCCUCGCCCUCAUUGAUGCUUGUAUGCCAACUGAGCCCGCGGGGGACGCGGUGACCUUCCAGGGUCUGUUCCUUCAUUCAUCCGCUUUAUCACACUCGUUCUUGUGUUUGCUUUUUUCUUUGGCUCUGGCGUGUGUGUUUCAAACAUCCGUUCUCUUAUCCCAUCUAAUUCUCCUUCCCGGCCGAAGACUUGUUGUGCCUGGCCAUCCAACGGCGUCGGGCACCGUCUACGGAGUCAAUUGGAGGAAGUUUUCAAAAUUUCUUCUCUAACAUCCCAUGCCUUGUCACUCCUUUACAAUUCCUUACAGCUAUUGCUUAAUCGCGUCAUGCCCGACCAUCGGUGGCUUCGACUGAAGGCGAAGCUCUGGCGGCGAUCGUCGACAUCCUCCGUUCCGGCCGCCACCACCGCCAGCACCGAUGGAUCUGCUGGGUCCAGCGACUGCAACUUCAGCUCCAGCUUCUCCCACCACGAUCACCACCACCAAAACCAGCACCAGCACCACCACCCUCCUCCCUCUCCUCAACAUCCCCACCACUACGGUAGUCCUCCGACCCCUUCGUCUCUCCCCCACGAUUUCGCCAGUCGAGACAACCACAACCGUACCGACAACGACAACGGACAGCUGCAGGACCCAUCGGCUAACGUUUCUCCGUCUGCCGAUCAGCAAACUGCCCGCCGCGCACAAUCCUGCCAGACUCUGUCUCGACCUCCCGACGACGACGGUCGCCCUCCCAGCCACCCGGUUGCUUCGGAUCAUCGUGAUCCCCUAGCUUCUGCUGCUGUGGGCGACAUUUCCCGGUCGCCGAUCCCGAGUUCUAGCCGAGGACAGCUUGAAGCUCUUCUCGACGACACCCCAACCGCAAAGUCCCGGUCAGAAGAUACGGUCGAAGAGCAACGCGAAGAGAAUCGCCCGUCAACCAUCCAGCAUACGGGCGCCGCAUCCUCCAGUGCAUCCCGACAUCCGCUGCAACGUAAGCCAGUCGAUCGCACCUCAUCCAGCAAACGUCCCACCUCAAGCCUGUGUUCGGAGCACGGUCAUCCCCCACCCGCAACGAGUCUCGCCCCCGAUCGCCUUCCCUCGCCGACCCCAACCCCUCCCCCUCCACCGAGCGGUCGCGCCAACUCCCCGUCUCUGCAGCUUGCUCUUAACGGUCCGGGCCCUGAACGCCUGGCAUCUGCGCCUCCGGUGGUUGAUUCCCAAUUACCGGUAUUAGAUGCAGUUGCGGAAAAUCCGUCCGCGGAAUCCACAACUUACCAGGUCGUGACUUCGACAACACCUGCGCCCUUUCCAAAGCGCCCGAGUCUCGGUUCUCGUCGUCAGUCGCUGCUUGCGCCGUCUCAUCAACAUUUGAUCAACAGCUUGCUGGACUCUGGGCCAACCGGUGAACCCGAGGGACUUGACAACGGUCGCUUCGCUACCUACGGGACAAGCAUGGUUCGCAAGAUUUGGGUCAAACGGCCAGGUGGGUCGGCCACAUUGGUUCCCAUCACAGACGACUUCGUGGUGGAUGAGCUGCGGGACCAGGUUAUUACGAAGUAUGCAAAUUCUCUGGGCAAAACCUUUGAUGCACCCGAUAUCGUGGUGCGGAUCUCGCCACGAGAAGGCUCCAAUCGACAGACUACGCCAGAUCGGAUCCUGAGCCCAGAGGAGUCAUUGCUUAAUGUUGUGGACGCAUAUUAUCCCGGAGGGCAAGUCAUUGAGGAAGCUCUCAUCAUCGAUAUUCCUCAACGGCGCACGCCCAAACCGUCCCCGCGCCCUCAGGUUUACUAUAAUCAAUCUGAGCCAGGCGAGCAUGGCGAUUACUUCCCCCUCAUGCCAGCGAACCCUACGGUCCCUACACCGCCAUCACACCCCAACAAUUCUUCCGCCAGCGUCAACGCCCAUCCGGCACCGUCGAUAUCGAUUCUGACAACCGGUAUGGCCCCUCCGCUGCCUUCGCCGGGAAGUCGCGCGAAUCGACACCCGCGUCGGCCGCCACUCACUCGCCAUACGACGAAUUCCCCUACGAUGCUAGGCCAGGUGUCAGCUCCGAAAGAUCCGAAUGGAGUACCAGGACCGCUAUCCUCUCAGCCAGUGCCCUCCAUUCCCACUCCUCCUGGUCCUCCCCCCGAGUCGCCUCAGGCCAAAUCGCUCACACCGCCUGCGCGCGGAGCAUCUCCACGGCCCCGUCCGUCUGCGCCGACCGCGAAACCGAAGAAACCAAGCGCGACACAGUCAUUGAGUGGCGCGUUUGGUGGCCUGAUUGAGGGCACUGUGCCACCGAUCAACGUCUUGAUCGUAGAGGACAACAAUAUCAAUCAAAGACUCCUGGAAGCGUUUAUGAAGCGUCUGAGUGUGCGUUGGAAGUGCGCUGCUAACGGCGCAGAGGCUGUGAAAAAGUGGCGACAGGGUGGUUUCCACCUGGUCUUGAUGGAUAUUCAGUUACCUGUCAUGAAUGGACUGGAUGCGACGAAAGAGAUUCGGCGACUGGAACGGUUGAACGGCAUCGGUGUGUUUCCCAAGACUGCUGAUGGACGGGCCACGGCCAGUGUGACUUCACCACCAGCCAGCGAUCCUCUGAACGAGGAAGACACCUUACACGAUCUGUCUUUGUUCAAAAGUCCAGUCAUCAUCGUAGCCUUGACGGCUAGCAGCUUGCAGAGUGAUCGUCAUGAAGCCCUGGCGGCUGGCUGCAAUGAUUUCCUGACCAAGCCCGUGCGAUUCGAAUGGCUGCAGCAGAAGGUCACGGAAUGGGGUUGUAUGCAAGCUCUGAUCGACUUCGAGGGCUGGCGCAAGUGGCGCGGCUACGCCAACGACAACUACUAUUUCCCGCCGACGGAAAGUCAUACAAGCCCCAUGCAAACCGGACCUGAUGUACCCUCGAAGGAACCAUCUCCCGCUCACACCCAGUCGCCGACUUCCGCGCUCAGUCAAAAUGGCAAGAAAGAGCGCAAGUCACUUCAUCUUCCCAAACCCAUUGAUGUUACACCGGAGGAUUCCUCCGGCAGCGGGAGCGGAGAGGGCCUGGACUCACCCAGCAGCCCUGUGACAUCUGUCCCAUUGUCGGGUACGCCAACUGAUGCAGACGCACUCUGAUGCAAGUCUGUGCUUUUCUUUCCCCUACAGCACCAUCUAUCGUACCGCCCACCCUUCCUCUCGUCCCCUUACAACCCUUUGCGCAACCAGCUAGUGUG
Molecule: messenger RNA, 3184 nt
Organism: Aspergillus homomorphus CBS 101889
Lineage: Eukaryota; Fungi; Ascomycota; Eurotiomycetes; Eurotiales; Aspergillaceae
Exons: 3
Coding region: 336-3086 (916 amino acids)
Biological process (GO): osmosensory signaling via phosphorelay pathway
Cellular component (GO): Mcs4 RR-MAPKKK complex
Molecular function (GO): phosphorelay response regulator activity; protein kinase activator activity
Source: RefSeq, a predicted model, not a curated record